AUGUUACAGAUGUUUACAUUAUAUGCCGUAGUUAUAUUAGGUGUAGCUUUUGCCUCUGGGCAAAUGCAGGAGCUAGACGGUGAAUGGGAACAAUUUAAAACAAAAUUCAACAAAAAUUACGACGAUGAUGAAGUUCAGAGACGUUUGACAUGGGAAGACAACUUCGAUUUCAUUAAUGAACAUAAUCGACAGUUUUCUGAUAAUGAAGUUACUUACCAAGUUGCAAUGAAUGAAUUUGGUGACAUGGAUCUUGAAGAAUUUAUCAGCACUAUGACCGGGUUAUUAUCAAGCGAUGAAAAACCAGAGGAAAAAGAAUUUGUUGAUGUAGAAGGUUUACCAAAGGAAGUUGAUUGGAGUAAAAAGGGAUAUGUAACACCGGUUUACAGUCAGGGUCAAUGCGGAUCUUGUUGGGCAUUUGCAGCUUUGGGAUCAUUAGAAGGUCAACAUUUCAAAGCCACUGGUAACCUUGAAACAUUAUCAGCUCAAAAUCUUAUCGAUUGUUCUGGUCCGGAAGGUAAUAUGGGCUGUAAUGGUGGUUUGAUGGACCAGUCAUAUAAAUAUAUAGAAGUUAAUAAAGGAGUCGAUACUAAUUUGUCCUAUCCUUAUGUUGGUCAGAAUGGAAAGUGUCACUUUACACGAAGUGGUGUUGGUGCAACUCAGAAGAAUUUUGUUGAUUUGCCUAAAGGUGACGAGCUAGCUCUUCAGAAAGCAGUGGCUGAGAUUGGACCUAUUGCUGUUGCUAUUGAUGCCCAAGCUCAAGGGUUCCAGUUUUAUAAAAGUGGUGUUUAUGUAAAUAAAGAUUGCAGUCCUGCUAUUCUAUGCCAUGCUGGUGUAGUCACGGGAUAUGGUGUUCAAGACGGUACUGAUUACUGGAGAUUUAAAAAUAGUUGGGGAACCAGCUGGGGAAUGGAUGGUUAUAUGUUAACAGCUAGAAAUCAUAAUAAUCAGUGUGGUAUAGCCUCUCAAUCAAGCUACGCUAUUGUUUAG
This is a messenger RNA of Lottia gigantea (owl limpet), 987 nucleotides long. RefSeq lists its product as hypothetical. Gene Ontology annotation, biological process: immune response. Gene Ontology annotation, cellular component: lysosome. Gene Ontology annotation, molecular function: cysteine-type endopeptidase activity. The record is from RefSeq and is a predicted model, not a curated record. NCBI's taxonomy places the organism in Eukaryota, Metazoa, Mollusca, Gastropoda, Lottiidae. The transcript has 8 exons. Bases 1 to 987 code for a protein of 328 amino acids.